Molecule: messenger RNA, 1494 nt
Organism: Ostrea edulis (European flat oyster)
Lineage: Eukaryota; Metazoa; Mollusca; Bivalvia; Ostreida; Ostreidae
Exons: 8
Coding region: 25-1299 (424 amino acids)
Source: RefSeq, a predicted model, not a curated record
UUGAACAAUUGCAUCAACAUAGAUAUGAUGAGAAAACUUGUACAUUUUCUUUCAGUGGUUUGGUUUGCUUGUGGACUAGCUGACGAAAGGAUGGAGAACUUAUCUGGUCGUUCUGGUACAAUCACCUCCCCGGGCUAUCCUAGUUAUCCAAACAAUGUCAAUUACACCUGGAUUAUAAGAACUGAACAGCCUGAAAUGACUGUUAGUUUUACAUUUGAUGAUCUGAACAUCAUCAUAAAUAGGGAUGAUGAAUGCAAGAACGACUUUGUAGCGAUAACGGAGAUCGACCCGUGCUGUAGCGAAUUUCUACGAAAAUGUGGUCAAUUGGAUCCAUUUACAGUAAAUGUAACCGGGAACGUCACAAGAAUAUCAUUUGUUACUGACGGGCGAGAUACAGCCAAGGGCUUCAAACUCAGAUGGAAAGUUACAGGAGGUAAAGAUCAGCCAGAGAAUCACUCUACAAGUGCAUUUUCAUCCAUAACAAAGAUGGAUAUUCUUCCCUUGAGUAAUUCAGCAACGGCAUUCUUAUCCCCAACAACACGUACACGGGAGACAGUUACGACCGAUGCACCAAAUGUACCAAUUACUGCGACUUUGUAUUCAGCUGAUAGGUCCCUGAAAACUUCUGAAUUUGAAUUGACCAGCAUGAUUGGAACAUUGACAGAAUCGGAGGUAACAGAAGAACCAGAUGAUGCAUCAAUAGAUAUUCUUCCCUUGAGUAAUUCAGCAACGACAUUCUUAUCCCCAACAACACGUACACGGGAGACAGUUACGACCGAUGCGCCAAAUGUACCAAUUACUGAGACUUUGUAUUCAGCUGAUAGGUCCCUGAAUACUGCUGAAUUGGAAUUGACCAGCAUGAUUGGAACAUUGACAGAAUUGGAAGUAGCAGAAGAAGCAGACGAUACAUCAAUAGUUACAUUUGUGGUGGGAGGUGCUUGUGCGGUCGUGAUUACGUAUGCGUUCAUAGCUGUAGGUGUUUAUAUAGUCAAACAAUGGAGAAGUCGUUCAAUGGAAAAUUUCAGAAGACCAACAAACAGUGGAAAAUACAUACUUGAUUCGAGCAAAACAGUUUGCAAUUUGGACAACUUCUAUGACACUAUUCCAGAAGAGCACUUCUCUUUAUUUGAUGACAAUGUUGAAUCGACCAUCUACGCUGAGGUUCCAGAAAACACAUAUGACAGAAUGUUUACUAGGAGGCCACGUGUGAAUGAUGGUAUCAUAAACAUUUACGGGUCAUCAUCACCAAUAAACACCACCUUCCAAAAGAACAAAUUUACAAGUAUCAAAGUACACUAGCAUCCGAGGUUUAGAAUACUGUUAUCAAUGGUUUAGAAAAGAUUCCUAGAUUUCAAAAUUUGAUCGAGUUUUGUUUGGGAGCUGAAUUGAUAAAAUGUAUGUGCUUUCAUUUUUGAAAAUGAGACGUGCAAACUAACGGACUCCCUUGAAUUGUUUUCAAUUCAUCAGUUAAUAAAUGUUCAGUGGUUUAUAACC